Molecule: messenger RNA, 1473 nt
Organism: Rhinichthys klamathensis goyatoka
Lineage: Eukaryota; Metazoa; Chordata; Actinopteri; Cypriniformes; Leuciscidae
Gene: mtnr1al
Product: melatonin receptor type 1A like
Exons: 2
Coding region: 405-1439 (344 amino acids)
Biological process (GO): G protein-coupled receptor signaling pathway
Cellular component (GO): membrane
Molecular function (GO): melatonin receptor activity
Source: RefSeq, a predicted model, not a curated record
GAAGUUUGGGAGGUGUUUAUCCACUAUUGUAGCCAUGGCGUCUUUCUUGGAGGCAGAAUUGUGAAUGAGAGACGCACGGUUAAGAAGUGAAUGAACACGACUUGUAUUUCAUGUGCACAUGAAUCCGAUUUAUGAAUGGGCAUCUUGACAAGCACAGCGCGCUUCAUAAAUUCCCAUGAUCGACCAAAGAGACGCUGGAUUACAAAUGUCCCUCCGCUUGUCAAGCGGGAUUGUAUGUCUAAAAACGAGUCUGAAUCGCCGCAUGUUUAUUUGACACGGUACUAUUUUCCUUUGAUUCACGAUUUAAUAACUGCUUUCCAUUUUAUCAACUCGAAAUCCUUUUAUGGCAGCUGUAAAAGCGCACAACUGAACUGGAGCACGACCCGCAGCAGCUCGGUGUCUGGAUGCGCCCGUUGCGCGGAAGAUACCCGUGGCACGGAGGACUGGACCCCUCACUGCUGCCCUGUAAUGAUGAAUUGAGGAUGGUGGAGGGAACGGACGCCCCUCUGAGAAACAUUUCGACAGGAAAUCGGGACAGCAAGUACAUCUCUUUCCCCUGGGUGGUGACUUUACUCUCCAGUGUUCUGAUCACUACGAUUAUAGUAGAUGUUCUGGGCAACCUGUUGGUCAUUGUAUCAGUCUUCAGAAACAGAAAGCUCAGGAAGGCAGGCAAUGCAUUUGUGGUGAGUUUGGCAAUAGCAGACCUGGUAGUAGCCAUCUACCCCUACCCACUCGUCCUAACGGCCAUCUUCCAUGACCGCUGGAUCGCUGGCGACAUUCACUGCCAAAUCAGUGGCUUCCUCAUGGGGCUCAGCGUGAUCGGCUCUAUUUUCAACAUCACAGGUAUCGCCAUCAACCGCUACUGCUAUAUCUGCCACAGCCUUAAGUACGACAAGCUCUUCUCCAACAAGAAUACAGUAUGCUAUGUGGUGCUGGUCUGGGCACUGACUGUCCUGGCAAUCGUCCCCAAUUGGUUUGUGGAGUCUCUGCAGUACGACCCACGCGUCUACUCGUGCACCUUCGCCCAGUCAGUGAGCUCGCUUUACACCAUUACGGUGGUGGUGGUACACUUCAUUCUGCCCAUCGGCAUCGUCACAUACUGCUACCUGCGCAUCUGGAUCCUCGUCAUACAGGUCCGCAGACGGGUCAAGCCCGACAGUCGGCCCAAGAUCAAGCCUCAUGACUUCCGGAACUUUCUCACCAUGUUUGUGGUGUUUGUGCUGUUCGCUGUCUGCUGGGCUCCGUUGAACCUUAUAGGCCUGGCGGUUGCUAUCCACCCUAGACUAGGUCAAGAUAUACCAGAAUGGCUCUUCACAGCCAGCUACUUCAUGGCAUACUUCAACAGCUGCCUAAAUGGUGUUAUAUAUGGAGUGCUAAACCACAACUUUCGAAAAGAGUAUAAAAGGAUUGUACUUGCUAUUUUCAAGUUCAAUUGUUGAGUUAUGCACAAUGAAAAAAGCACUGUGUCAUUCU